Passer montanus (Eurasian tree sparrow) is the source of this 2190-nucleotide messenger RNA. It is a transcript of the gene PC, whose product is annotated as pyruvate carboxylase. Gene Ontology annotation, cellular component: cytoplasm. Gene Ontology annotation, biological process: pyruvate metabolic process; gluconeogenesis. The transcript has 11 exons. The record is from RefSeq and is a predicted model, not a curated record. Lineage: Eukaryota; Metazoa; Chordata; Aves; Passeriformes; Passeridae. Gene Ontology annotation, molecular function: pyruvate carboxylase activity; ATP binding. The annotation marks the transcript as partial.
UCCCGGCGCCCCCUGACCCCCGUGUCCCCGCAGACCAACAUCCCGUUCCUGCAGAACGUGCUGGCCCACCCGCAGUUCCUGGCGGGCGCGGCCGACACGCAGUUCAUCGACGAGAACCCCGAGCUCUUCCACCUGCGGCCGGGCCAGAACCGCGCCCAGAAGCUGCUGCACUACCUGGGUCACGUGAUGGUGAACGGGCCCAGCACCCCCCUGCCCGUGAAGGCCAAGGCGGCGCUGGUGGAGCCCACGCCGCCCCCGGUGCCCAUGGGUGAGUGGGGUGUCCCCGGGGUGUCCCCAGGGUGUCCCCAGGGUGUCCCCGGGGUGUCCCAGGGGUGUCCCCAGCGUGUCCCCAACGUGUUCCCAAUGUGUCCCUGGCGUGUCCUUGUCACGUGUCCCAUGCCCGACGGUGGGGAGGGGCUCGACGUGGCGUGUCUGAGGCCGGGCGUGUCCCCAGGCGCCACCUUCGACGUGGCCAUGCGGUUCCUGCACGAGUGCCCCUGGGAGCGGCUGCGGGAGCUGCGGCGCCUCGUGCCCAACAUCCCCUUCCAGAUGCUGCUGCGCGGCGCCAACGCCGUGGGCUACACCAACUACCCCGACAACGUCGUGCACCGGUUCUGCGAGGUGGCCGUGGCCAACGGCAUGGACAUCUUCCGCGUCUUCGACGCCCUCAACUACGUGCCCAACCUGCUGCUGGGCGUGGAGGCCGCGGGCAACGCCGGCGCCGUGGUGGAGGCCGCGCUCUCCUACACCGGCGACGUGGCCGACCCCACGCGCACCAAGUACAGCCUGGACUACUACCUGGGGCUGGCCCGCGAGCUGGUGGCAGCGGGGACACACGUGCUCUGCAUCAAGGACAUGGCGGGGCUGCUGACCCCCGCGGCCGCCCGGCUGCUGGUGGGGGCCCUGCGGGAGCAGCACCCCGAGGUGCCCCUGCACGUGCACACCCACGACACGGCCGGCGCCGGCGUGGCCUCCAUGCUGGCGGCCGCCCAGGCCGGCGCCGACGUGGUGGACGUGGCCGUGGACGCCAUGUCCGGCAUGACCUCGCAGCCCAGCAUGGGCGCCGUGGUGGCCUGCGCGCGGGGGACGCCCCUGGACACAGGCAUCGACCUGGAGCGCGUCUUCGAGUACAGCGAGUACUGGGAGGCGGCGCGGGGCCUCUACGCCGCCUUCGACUGCACGGCCACCAUGAAGUCGGGCAACGCCGACGUCUACGAGAACGAGAUCCCGGGCGGGCAGUACACCAACCUGCACUUCCAGGCCCACGCCAUGGGGCUGGGCCACAAGUUCAAGGAGGUCAAGAAGGCCUACACCGAGGCCAACAAGCUGCUCGGGGACCUCAUCAAGGUGACGCCGACCUCGAAGGUGGUGGGGGACCUGGCGCAGUUCAUGGUGCAGAACGGGCUCUCGCGGGAGGAGGCCGAGGCGCGCGCGGACGAGCUCUCCUUCCCCCUCAGCGUGGUGGAGUUCCUGCAGGGACACAUCGGGGUCCCCCCGGGGGGCUUCCCCGAGCCCUUCCGCUCCCGGGUGCUGAAGGAGCUGCCGCGGGUCGAGGGGCGCCCGGGGGCGUCGCUGCCCCCCCUGGACUUCGAGGCGCUGAGCCGGGAGCUGGGGGCGCGGCACGGGGCCCCCCCCAGCCCCGAGGAGCUGCUCUCGGCCGCGCUCUACCCCAAGGUCUACGACGAGUUCCGCACCUUCAGCAGCACCUUCGGGCCCGUGGCCUGCCUGGGCACCCGCCUCUUCCUUGAGGGGCCCACCAUCGCCGAGGAGUUCGAGGUGGAGCUGGAGCGGGGUAAGACGCUGCACAUUAAGGCGCUGGCGCUCGGGGACCUGAACGCGGCCGGGCAGCGCGAGGUUUUCUUCGAGCUCAACGGGCAGCUGAGAUCCAUCCUGGUCCGGGACACGCAGGCGCUCAAGGAGAUGCACGUGCACCCCAAGGCCGAGAAGGGGGCCAAGGGCCAGGUGGGCGCCCCGAUGCCGGGGGAGGUGGUCGAGGUGCGGGUCAAGGAGGGGGCGACGGUGGCCAAGGGGGACCCGCUGUGCGUCCUCAGCGCCAUGAAGAUGGAGACCGUGGUGACGGCGCCCGUGGCGGGCAAAGUCACCAAGGUGCACGUGCGCCCCGGGCUCAGCCUCGAGGGCGAGGACCUCAUCGCCGUCAUCGAGUAGAUUUUGGGGGGUUUCCCCCCAAAA